This is a messenger RNA of Geosmithia morbida, 1671 nucleotides long. Its product is annotated as ribosomal RNA-processing protein 9. The coding region runs from base 1 to 1671 and encodes 556 amino acids. The transcript is spliced from 2 exons. Gene Ontology annotation, molecular function: snoRNA binding; protein binding. Gene Ontology annotation, cellular component: small-subunit processome. The record is from RefSeq and is a predicted model, not a curated record. NCBI's taxonomy places the organism in Eukaryota, Fungi, Ascomycota, Sordariomycetes, Hypocreales, Bionectriaceae.
AUGUCUUCCUUCUUCACAGUCCCAGGAGCACAAAAGAAGAGGAAGAGGCUUUCCGGUCCCGAUGCACCCAAGAAGAGGGUAGCACCGACCAACUCUUCGAGGUCGAAACUCGGCAAACCGUCAUCAUCACGAGGCGGUCCUCCCCUCAAGAAGAACAGCAGCAGCGGCACCAGCAGCAGCAAGAAAGCCGGUGGCAAAGCCGCCAAGGACGACGAAGAUGACGAGUCGAUCUCCGGCAGUGACUCGGACGACCUUGACGACGCUCGCCAACAAGAUGGCUCGGACGACGACAACGGCGAAUCGUCGUCGGAAGACGGACGAGUGACGGAGGGGCAGGACGAGGAGGAGACGGCGGCAGAGCGGAGACUACGUCUGGCGGAGCGGUACCUGGAGAACAUAAAGGAGCACGUCGACGAGGCCGGGUUCGACGCAGCCGACAUCGACCGCGACCUGAUCGCCGAGCGGUUACAGGAGGACAUGGCCGAGAGCAAGGGUCGGGUGUACCGACAGCUGGCGUCGUCGCUGGCCCUGGACCGGGCGUCGCGCACCUUCUUCCGCAGCAACUCGCGGGCCGUGACGUCGAUAUCGACCUGCGGCCCCUACGUGUACACGGCCUCCAAGGACAUGUGCCUGCACAAGUGGCGUACGCAGGACCUGCCGCAGGACCAGUUCCCGCAGACGACGCGGCGGAAGCCCGCGGGGCCGGACGCCCCGGCGCGCCGCCGCCCGACGCUCGAGACCUGGGUCAAGGGCGACCGCGGCAAGGCCAGGGACCGCGGCUACAAGAGGCACGUGGGGCCCAUCCUGGCCGUGGCGGCCUCCCCGGACGGGCAGUACGUCGUGACGGGCGGCGAGGACCGGCGGCUGAUCGUGUGGGACGCCGCCACGCUGCGACCGCUCAAGGUGCUCUCGCAGCACCGCGACGCCGUCACCGGCCUGGCCUUCCGCCGCGGCACCAACCAGCUGUAUUCGUGCUCCAGGGACCGCACCGUCAAGGUCUGGUCGCUCGACGAGAUGGCCUACGUCGAGACCCUGUUCGGCCACCAGGACCACGUGGUCGACAUCGACGCCUUGGCCCAGGAGCGCUGCGUCAGCGUCGGCGCCCGCGACCGCACCGCCCGCCUCUGGAAGGUCGCGGAGGAGACCCAGCUCGUCUUCCGCGGCGGCAGCACCACCGCCCCCAAGGCCAGCGCCCACCCGGCCGUCGCCGCCGUCGCGGACCCCCGCUCCCUCCUCGGCGAGGGCAGCAUGGACCGCAUCGCCAUGAUCGACGACGACCUCUUCGUCACCGGCGGCGACAACGGCUCCCUCGCCCUCUGGAGCGUCCAGAAGAAGAAGCCGGUCUACAUCGAGCCCCUCGCCCACGGCCUCGACCCCGCCCUCCGCCCAGAGCAGGCCUCCGCCGACAAGAAUCCCAAGCCCGACGUCGUCCCCGCGCCCACCCCCCGCUGGGUCACCGCCAUCCGCGCCAUCCCCUACUCCGACGUCUUCUUCACCGGCAGCUGGGACGGAUACCACCGUCUCGGUCGGUGGAGGACCUGGAAGAAAGCUCGCAACGGUGGUGUCAUCUUUGAGGUGCCCCGCUCUCGCGAGCUCUCCGAUGACGGGUCGGAGCAUGGAGAUGAGGAUGAGGAUGAGGGUGAUGAUGAUGAGGAAGAGGAGGAGGAAUAA